Molecule: messenger RNA, 2548 nt
Organism: Magnolia sinica
Lineage: Eukaryota; Viridiplantae; Streptophyta; Magnoliopsida; Magnoliales; Magnoliaceae
Product: protein WVD2-like 7
Exons: 10
Coding region: 319-2349 (676 amino acids)
Source: RefSeq, a predicted model, not a curated record
AUUAGCUCAUCAUAAAAGGAAAAAAAACUCCGAAGUAAAACGCCGUUUUCAUUUUGCUCGAAACGCUUCGAUAUCCAACCUUCCGAUUCGAUUUUUUCGAUGGUUAGGAGCUCUCGAAGUCCCCAGAUUCGUAGAGAUCAAACGGAGCUCUCUCGAACGAGCUAUCGAUCGACGGAUUUGGUGGACUCUGCAAGGAUAUUUUAGGUAUUUUUCAUUUUUUCUUCGAAAAUGACGGGUUUUGGGGAUUGUUGCAAGCGAAGAUCGAAUCGUACCGAUUGAGGGCAUCGAAAGGUGGUUUUGAUUUCUUUGGAUUGUCAAAUGGCAGGAGAAAUCGAAGAUCCGAUAGGAUUUCAGGGGGACUGCUUGCCCACUGGUUCCAUAUCAUUUGGAAGGUUUGAAGAAGAAUCCUUAUCUUGGGAAAGGAGAUCAUCCUUCUCUCACAACAGGUAUCUAGAGGAGGUGAAGAAAUACUCAAGGCCAGGUUCAGUUAUUGAGAAGAAAGCUUAUUUUGAAGCUCAUUUCAAGAGAAAGGCUCUUUUGCAUCAAGCUGCUUCAUCUGAGUGCCAAAAUGGGAUGGGAUGCCAAAGUGCUGAAAAUGAUAUCCUGGAUGACAUUAAUUAUAUGGAGGAUUUUGAAGGUAAUGAUAAUGAAGCAACCCUUUACGCCCAGUGCCGAGAUGGCACCGAAUACCAAACUGCUGAAAACGACAUCCUGGAACACAUGAAUUAUGUUGAAGAUUUUGAGGAUAACGGUAAUGAAGAAACCCAUUAUACUCACUAUGAUGAAACACCUGAUGGCUCAGAUGAACAUGAAUGCGAGGUCAUGGAUUGUGAAAGAGAGGGAGAACUCAUUUCACCUAAUGAAUUUCAGAUGGGCCCCAAAAUCAGUAAUGCCGAUACAGUGCUGGACGAUGAUACUCAAGAGGUAGAACCUGGUGAAAUAUUUAAAACUCAAUUCGGAUGUGGUACCUCACUAUUAUUCAAUAAUGAUUUAAAAAUAGAACCAGAAUGGAAGCUUGAAAGUGAAGCUGAAUUUUCAAAAACAGAGGUAGAACAGAAGCGUACAGAUGAAGUAGACAAUUCAAAGUUAGAAAUAGAACAUAGUGUUUCAAAUCAAGUUGAAAAUGCAGAUGGAUUACUUAAGAAGACAGAUCAGUUAGUGAAGAAUUCUACGACUGAAAUGGAUAAAGCUCCUAGUUCGAAAAAACCACAGAAACUGCCUCUUAAUGUAAAGGUGACAAUAGAACAGAAAACUAAUAAACCCAAAGCACAUACUCAGGUUCCUGGUGCUCAGAUUCCUAGGAAGAUUUUAAAUGAAACAGCUUCUCUCUCUUCCAUUAAGGCUUUCGGCAAAACCCCAAGGAAGGUGGACAGAGAGAGUCUGUUGAGAACUAAAACAGAGAGGCGGUUGCCUUUGAAGGUUCCACCCACUUCAUGUACUCUACAGAAAAGUGUGAAACCAGAGGAUUCUGAAAAUGCAAAGGCGAAAUUGAAUCAAGAAAAUAAAAGAGACAAGGAUCUAAAGGCGAAGAGAGUCAGUAUGGUCCCUCAAGCUGCAGCUGAAAAGGCUGAAUUGGAAGGACGUCGAUCUGCUAGCAGGCCAAAGCACAUUACAACUUCGGCUAAGUCAGACUUAAAGUCAAGUGGUGUGAUCUUCAAUUUCAAAAGCAGUGAAAGAGCAGAAAAGAGGAGACAGUUCUACCUGAAGUUGGAAGAAAAGCAGCAUGCUAAGGAGGCUGAGAUGAAUCAGAUCCAAGCAAGAACACAGGAAGAGAUGGAAGCCAAGAUGAAACAGUUUCGAAGAAGCCUUAACUUCAAAGCAACACCCAUGCCUUCUUUCUAUCAUGAAGCAGCACCACAAAGCUCUAAUGGCAAAAAGGCUGUUAUAGCUCAUACAAAAUCUCCAAAAUCCCGUAGUAAGUCCAUGAGUCCAGGAAGCACAGCUUCAGCGCCAGACAACUCCCAACCAUUUUCAAAGAAUGUGAAACAACAAGGUCCCCACUCUGCUUCUGACUCUGUUAACACUGCUCAGCCACAAACUCAGGAAGCUACCAACUGUCAUGGCGCAUCAGAAGCCAACGUUAACCGUCAGACCCCGAUGGAUGGAUCGGAUGAUAUCAAUGAGAUGGGGACUCGGAGUUGGGUUUCCCAAGCUGGGAAGAAAACCGAGGUAGGAAAGAAUGAGAGGGAGAAGUGCAAGGCAAGCAGUGGCAUACAAGGACAGUAUGGAGACGCCGCUAAUAAGGUGAGGAAAGGAGAGAGAAUGAAGGCAACAAGAGCAGGAGUCAGCAGAAAGACAAAGGACGUUGGUUCGGAAAUGGGCCGUUUGGCAGUGCAUGUUGCAUCAUGAAAACCGAUUACAUAUAUUUUUUGUAAUUCUCUGUGGGAAGUAGGAAUAAUGUUGGGAAAGAUGGGGAGGAUGGAAGCUUGGAAUCCCCUGUCAUUGUCUUGAAUUCUUUUUAAGUGGACCUUUUACAGUCAUUUGAUCAUGUAACAGUGAGCAAUUUAAUGGUAGACAUUACUUCUGGGAUAUCAUCCCUUAAAACUUA